Hippocampus comes (tiger tail seahorse) is the source of this 2898-nucleotide messenger RNA. It is a transcript of the gene slc6a1l, whose product is annotated as solute carrier family 6 member 1, like. NCBI's taxonomy places the organism in Eukaryota, Metazoa, Chordata, Actinopteri, Syngnathiformes, Syngnathidae. Gene Ontology annotation, biological process: amino acid transport; neurotransmitter transport; sodium ion transmembrane transport. Bases 1089 to 2882 code for a protein of 597 amino acids. The transcript has 14 exons. The record is from RefSeq and is a predicted model, not a curated record. Gene Ontology annotation, cellular component: plasma membrane. Gene Ontology annotation, molecular function: gamma-aminobutyric acid:sodium:chloride symporter activity.
UGUGGGCUUCAGAAUUCAUUGUGCUGCUACGAGUGUCAACCACACACAUACAGAUACACCCAUGACACACCAUGUGCCACCAUUCUGCGUGUAUGUGUGUGUGUGUGUGAUCGGCAUAUCCCAUAUGCCCGCAGGCGGUCCCGGGCACUGAGCUGUAAUCAAAGCAGGCACACAGGUCGAACUUUAUUAGCAGCCACUCGAUAGCCGCGGCUAACAAGGACAACCGGCAGCGCGCCGAUACGGCAGAGAGAGAGCGGGAAACGUCGGCGAGGUCUUGUCGGGGAGCGGAGAGCCUCCCGUGGGCCUGAGGAGGCAGCCCCAAUUGACACUUUUUUUCCAUGACCUUUUGAAUCAAGUUGCGGUGAAGGAGUUGAUGAGGUGGACAUUUGCGCAAGGUAAGGCCGUUCUUCCCUUUGACAUCCCGCAUGGCUGAGAAAGACAAAAGCUUGAUUGGUAAUGGAGAGCAAUCAGAAACUCAGCUUUAUCUUAUUAGAAGAAGUCACUUGACACAAGGACGCACGUUCCUUUGAUUGAAAUUGAAUUUACUUUUCGCUCCGACGACCCCCCCCACCCCCCCAUCCCAUUAAAAAGUAAUCCAAAUUUCAAAGCAUGGAUCCUCUGCAUGGCUGCACAAUGUCUUCUCAUGAGCAUCAAUCAGCAUCUACCUAUAAAUAUUGCAGCGAUGUGAUUGCGCACUCAGUGCGGUGAUCAAAUGAAAAGUGGCGAUGUGAACGUUUUCUAGGCCAAUCAAUCACCGGCAAAUGCUUCCCCCCUCACUGUGCCAACUUUCUGAUGCUGGAAUAAGUAGAUAUUAUUCACCAUCUUUUGUGCUACAAGGUACCCGCCAUCUCUCGUGGACUUUGGCAAAUUGCUUCGACUAAUAAUAAACCCAAAGUCACGGAACCCCCCCACCCCACCUCCCCCAGGUCCAGGUGCUAACUAACCUUCAGUUAUCGUUUCUUCAUAGCUUUUCAGCCUAUUUGCAUCUGUUGACCGAAGAACCAAAAGCCAUCUUGAGAACAUCUCCCCGAGCAGGACUUUUUCGCAGAGCCCCAAAAGAAUCCACUUUCUCGUUGGCGGUCCCCGCCAUGGGCAAGACCGGACAGAGUACGGUGGACUUAAACUCCCCGAGUGACAUCAGGCAAGCGGUUCCCUUUGAGCAAAUGGCGCACGCGGCGCCCCCUGCGGACCGAGACGAGCCAAAAGAGGAGCCGCCCGACCGAGGCAGCUGGAAAGGCAAGUUUGACUUCCUGCUGUCGUGCGUCGGGUACGCCAUCGGCUUGGGGAAUGUCUGGAGGUUCCCAUAUUUGUGCGGCAAGAAUGGCGGAGGUGCUUUCUUGAUCCCGUACUUUUUGACGCUGGCGUUUGCCGGGAUUCCACUCUUCUUACUGGAGACGGCUCUCGGACAAUUCACCUCGGUGGGAGGGCUGGGAGUGUGGAAGCUCAUGCCGAUGAUGAAGGGUGUCGGUCUGGCCGCCGUGGUGCUCUCCUUCUGGCUCAACAUUUACUACAUCAUCAUCAUAGCCUGGGCCCUCUACUAUUUGUUCAACUCCUUUGGGUCGGAGCUGCCCUGGCAAAACUGUGACAAUCCCUGGAACACGGCGAAGUGUUUCUGCAACUACAGCCUGACGGACACCACCAACCUGACCAGUGCUGUCACAGAGUUCUGGGAGCGUAACAUGCACCAGUUAUCCAGCGGUCUGGAGGAGCCCGGGGAGCUCCGUUGGCCCCUGGUGGGCACCCUGGCGCUCGCUUGGGUUCUGGUCUAUUUCUCAAUCUGGAAAGGAGUGGAGUGGACGGGGAAGGUGGUGUAUUUUUCGGCGACCUAUCCCUACUUUAUGCUCUUCAUCCUGUUCUUCCGCGGGGUCACCCUCCCGGGAGCCAUCGACGGAAUCCGUUUCUACAUCACCCCGGACUUCAAGAAGCUCAUCAGCUCUGAGGUGUGGCUAGACGCCGCCACCCAAAUCUUCUUCUCCUACGGCCUAGGCCUGGGCUCGCUCAUCGCACUGGGUAGCUACAACAGCUACAACAACGACGUCUACAAGGACUCCAUCAUCGUGUGCUGCAUCAACUCCUGCACCAGCAUGUUCGCCGGCUUUGUCAUCUUCUCCAUCGUGGGCUUCAUGUCGCACAUCACAAAGAAACCUGUUCAGGAGCUGGCUGCUUCGGGUCCUGGCUUGGCGUUCUUGGCGUACCCACAGGCGGUCACGCAGCUGCCCAUGUCAUCUCUGUGGGCCAUCCUGUUCUUCUCCAUGCUCAUGAUGCUGGGAUUGGACAGCCAGUUCUGCACGGUGGAAGGCUUCAUCACAGCUCUGAUGGAUGAGUAUCCCUUAUUGCUGAGGAAGCGGAAGAAGGUGUUCAUCUUGGUGGUCUGUUUCGUGUCCUUCAUCAUCGGGUUCUCCAACAUCACACAGGGUGGCCUGUACGUGUUCAAGCUGUUUGACUAUUACUCAGCCAGCGGAAUGUGCCUCCUCUACCUCGUCUUCUUUGAGACCGUGUCCAUCGCCUGGCUUUACGGCGCCGAGAGUUUCUACGACGACAUCGAGGACAUGAUUGGCUACCGACCCUGCGUUUGGUGGAAGCUGUGUUGGAAGUUUUUCACGCCGCUCAUCUGCCUGGGUGUGUUUACCUUCAGUGCAGUGGAGAUGACGCCGCUGACUCUGGGCAAGUACGUGUACCCUGUGUGGGGCCAAACCAUUGGCUGGUUCAUGGCCUUGUCGUCCAUGGUCCUCAUCCCGGGCUACGUGGUCUACAUGCUGUUCACCACGCCGGGAUGCAUCGAGGAGCGCUGGAAGAGGAUGACGACGUCGCAGCAGGAAGUCAAGCCACCGGGUCACGACGUUUUUACGCACACUGGGAAUGUUGGUGAAGCCCUCGUCUAGCCCACCCUUCUGUCAU